AUGGUCCUAUUAGCAAGGUAUCUGGGCCGCUCCGCCCGGACGCUGGCCCAAAGAUGCCCAAUCGCCAUUCAACGCCGUCCUUUCUCUGCCUCGCCCUCGACAUUCCUCCCCGAAGACCCCCCAGACCCGGUGCAGCCGAAGGACCCUCGCCCCGAAGACCUGCCGAAGGCGCCGGAGUACUCGCCAGACUUAUUGUCCCCGGAGGAGCGUCAGUACUAUGAUCUGUUGUCUCCGGAAGAGCGCAAGGAAUUCGACGAGGAGCAGCGCAAAGCCGUCGAGCAAUUCAACGACAUCAAAGCGCGAAAGGCGAUGUGGGAAGAGAUCGACAAACAGGUAGCCAGUCUUGACCGACAAAUUCCUCUGAGGUACGCGGAACCUCUUGGAAAGCCCCGAGGAUUCUGGGCAAGGAACGAAGAUGAUGAGUUUGGCAUUGUGGAGGACGAGGAUGAUUUCCAUAACGACGAUAUCACGUCCAUGGCGCAUGCGGAGGUCGAAUUACAUCGUGAAGUAAGAGAAUACGCGCGGAUCACCGCAUGGGACAUGCCACACCUAAGCAAACUGGCCAAACCCUUCACCCUUCCCCCCGAAACCCACAUCCUCCGCUUCCGCUACACCACAUACAUGGGCGAAUCCCACCCAGCCGAAACCAAAGUCGUUGUUGAACUCGCCAGCAGCGAUCUCGUCCCCAAGUACCUCACCGAGGCCCAGCGCCAAACACUCCUCAAAAUAGCCGGCCCCCGGUACAAUCCACAGACAGAUAUUAUCCGCAUGUCCUGCGAGAAAUUCGACACCCGCGCCCAGAACAAGCGCUACCUAGGCGACCUCAUCGGCACACUUCUUAAGGAAGCUAAGGAGGGUGACUCAUUCGCCGACGUACCCCUCGACCUCCGCCACCACAAACCAAAGAAGACGCUGCAGUUCCCGCAGGAAUGGAUCGUGACAGAGGAGCGCAAGCAGCAGCUGGAGGCUACCCGGGCUGAGCGGAAGCGCCUUGCGAUGCAGAAAUCGGGCGUUGUGGACGGUAACUCGGUCAUUGCGGAGGCAGUUAAGGUUAUCCCCGCUCUGAAUCCCGCUCUGAAGGCCCAUGCGGCUGCAGAACGUGAGAAGGUUGCUAUGAGGUUCGGAGCUCAGGCUAAGCAAAGGCUACGCUAG
Molecule: messenger RNA, 1152 nt
Organism: Aspergillus mulundensis
Lineage: Eukaryota; Fungi; Ascomycota; Eurotiomycetes; Eurotiales; Aspergillaceae
Product: mitochondrial 37S ribosomal protein mS35
Exons: 2
Coding region: 1-1152 (383 amino acids)
Biological process (GO): mitochondrial translation
Cellular component (GO): mitochondrial small ribosomal subunit
Molecular function (GO): structural constituent of ribosome
Source: RefSeq, a predicted model, not a curated record